Messenger RNA from Heterotrigona itama, 894 nucleotides. The record is from the annotation of a GenBank genome assembly. NCBI's taxonomy places the organism in Eukaryota, Metazoa, Arthropoda, Insecta, Hymenoptera, Apidae.
AUGUUAGUGGCAGAAAAUUACUAUACGGCAACAGUGUUCGUUGUGCUUAUACAGCGAUCAUUGUUAGCAAUGGUUCUUCCAAGGCCACCUUCUUCACCAAAUUACAUCCAACAACCUGAUCGAAAGGGAAAUGAACAAAAAUUUUACGAGGGAAAAUCAUUGCCAAACUUUGUACAAAAUUCCGAGAUGGAAAGAGCUAAUACCAACGAUUACAGUCUUGUAGAGAUUGAACUUCAAAGCCCAGAUGAAAUGGAUGCGACGAACCUUCAAAAUAUCAUACACGCAAUGCUGAAACAAUCCGGACAAGUUGGCAAUGAAAGUUAUCCAAAUCCAGAAGUGAUAUCUCACUCAAUUUUCGGCGUGAGAGACGUUGGCAUAAGUCCAAGCUUCAAAGCAAACACAAACGAGGACAAGCAUGUUCUAAUAAGUCCACCGAAGUUUCAAGCUGUUGAUGAGAAGCUUUAUUAUUUAAAGGACAACAGACCAAAGGUUUAUGUAAACUUACGAGGCCGCAGCGGUUCUUUUCGAAAAGACGUGAUCUCGAAAACAACUUCUAGCAACGACCUUGUAGAAUUUCUCAGAGCGACACAUCCUCUGCAAAAGCAAACUGAUUGGAAAUUUCAUCACGAUAAGAUUAAUGCGAAACGCAAAUAUCGAAAAUAUAUUUCAAAGAACGACGCUAAGAAGAAGAAUAAAUUAACUAUAAUUUAUGGUUUAGAUGACCUGUCCACUACUGAGAAUUCUAUCGUUACUUCGAGCGAGUUACCCAAACAAAUACCUGCUCCACCGUCUAAAUUUCCAAAUAAAAUAUUAAUGACACAGACCACGCCUGUUCAAAGAUAUGCUUUAAAAAGAACAAAUAUAUUACCAAGAUACAAGCUUUCAAAUAUAUGA